AGCAGUAGUGAAAAGCUUUUUUUAUUCUUUGAAUGUGUGGGUAAACAAUAUAUUUUGCCCUGUUAAACUAGGAUGGCUUUCCAAGUGGCUUCUCUUUGAGUUUGGUGGGGAGAGGGGAGCAUCUGUUUGGGUAAAAUACUAGCAUCAAUUUUUUUAGAGUCUUUUGGAGGUGAAAGGGGAUUUUAUUUUCCUGUCUUAUGAAUAUAGGCUGCUUAUUACAUUAGUCAGAUUUUACUUUGUGGAUGAGUAUAUGGGUACUUGAAACAGCAUCACUGUCUCCUCUUCUUACUAGAUAUCAGUGACACACCCUCCCUCUCUCCUUAGUUGUGGCAGUCAAGAAAAUGUCCCCAGACAUUGUCAGAUGUCUCCUGGGAACAAAUUUUAACACGGAGUGUUACAUUAGCAAAUGACUAAAAAUUUAUCAGAUGAGUACUUUUUGUUGAAUUUUGAUAUUGGUCAUGUUGGAAUUUAAAAUUUGUAAAGUACACAGCCUUAUUUGGAAGUUUUUUAAUUUAUUUGGCGUUUUGAACUGCUUGUUUCAACUAAUUGUUAUAAAGACAUAAUUCUUCCUGGUGAAUUUGAGGUUGACAUUUUUUGGGGCAGUCUUAAUUAAACAGCUUUUGUUUUUGCCCUUUCUCAAAUGUAUGUAUUUGUCUCUGUGACUGGAAAUGCUGGCAGUGGGCCUACUUUAGAGAGCAUUAGCCAAAAAAGAUCUCUCUGCCCCCCACCCUUUCCAAUUUAGGAGUUCAUUCAGAGUCUCAGAGCUUGGAGCCACAGAGGGUGGAGGUGGAUUGCUCAUUCUGGGAUGUUGGCAGACUCUGGAGCAGAUACUUUGCUUUAUGAUUUAUUUUUCGAGUUUGUGACCUGUGGUUGAUGUUUGUAAAGUUGUGAGUAUUCCAUAAAUGAUUUUUCUUUGAUAGAAAAAUUUUGCCCUCUAGACAGAAUUUAGAGAAUGAGAGAGGAAGAGAGAGAGACUGAUGUUUUGGCAGUUGGAAAAAAACAUGAAUGAAACAAGGCCAUAGCCAAUUUUUAAAUGGUUUGGACUUGUUUCUUAACACUGAAAACUUGUCUGCUACUACCGUUAUCUAGAUCUUCUAUGAAUCUCCUCUGCCAUUUUGUUCAGAUUCAAAACUGCAUAUCAGUAAACAAGGAACAAGUGAAAUGUUAGGAAAUUUGAUGAGUAAGGUAAUGUUUAUGCCUCUUACCCAGUCAUAUUUCAGCUGAGUUUCUUUUGAGUGUUGUAGUUCUUUUUGUCUCAGCAAGAGAUAGUGUCAGGACUCAUCAAGUAACUGAACUGUUGUGGUCAUUCAGCUCUUUCUAGAGGUCCAGCUUUAAUUAACAAUCAUUUUGAGACUUGAAAAAAAAAAUUGAAGUGGCAAACAAUUGUUUUUUAAUAGAACUUGUAAUUAGUUUGCUGGUUUCUGUUUUGUUUGGCUAUUUCCUGAGAGACCUGCUGUUUUCUGAUCUUUGUUGCUAUUGGUUAUUUUUAAGUACUUUUGACUUGCUUAAAACACUUGCAGCCUUCUGAAGGAUAGCCAUGAAAAGGAGCAGAACUGUCCCUAUUUUUGACUUGUGAAGAAAUUUAAAUUAUUUAGAAAUAAUGCGUUUGAUGUCCUAACUUAUAAAGGUAGAACUUUAGACUUCAUAGCACUGAAUUAACCUGCACUGAAAGCUGUUUACCUGCAGUUGUUCACUUUUGUUGAAAGUGACCAUGUCUCAAGUUCAAGUGCAAGUUCAGAACCCAUCUGCUGCUCUCUCAGGGAGCCAAAUACUGAACAAGAACCAGUCUCUUCUCUCACAGCCUUUGAUGAGUAUUCCUUCUACUGCUAGCUCUCUGCCCUCUGAAAAUGCAGGUAGACCUAUUCAAAACUCUGCUUUACCCUCUGCAUCUAUUACCUCCACCAGUGCAGCUGCAGUUCCUUCUAACAUGGCACACCCCAAAGAGAAAACCCCAAUGUGUCUUGUGAAUGAGUUAGCCCGUUUCAACAAGAUUCAGCCUGAGUAUAAGCUUUUGCGUGAGCAAGGUCCAGCUCACUGUAAGGUGUUUACAGUACAGCUAACACUUGGAGAUCAGCAUUGGAAAGCUGAAGGAACUAGUAUUAAAAAAGCCCAGCACACAGCUGCUGCCAAAGCUUUGGAAGGAACAAAAUUUCCUAAACCCAUAGUCCGCCCUUUUCGUAGCGAAGGAAGGAAUCCAGAAAGCAUAACCCCUACGGUAGAGCUAAAUGCACUGUGCGUGAAACUUGGGAGAAAACCAAUGUACAAGCCUGUUGACCCUUACUCUCGGGUGCAGUCCACCUACAACUACAACAUGAGAGGAGGUGCUUAUCCCCCGAGGUACUUUUACCCAUUUCCAGUUCCACCUUUACUUUAUCAAGUUGAACUUUCUGUGGGAGGACAGCAAUUUAAUGGGAAAGGAAGGACGAGACAGGCUGCGAAACAUGAUGCUGCUGCUAAAGCAUUGAGGAUCCUGCAGAAUGAGCCACUGCCUGAGAGGCUAGAGAGGACUCCAAUUCGACAAGCAUCGAGAGGUCACUCUGGAGGAUACUCUUAUGCAAGCUUCAGCCAGAUGUUACACAUUGCCAUGGUGAAUGGAAGAGAAUCUGAAGAAGAAAAUCUCAAUAAAUCUGAAAUAAGUCAAGUAUUUGAGAUUGCACUUAAACGGAACUUGCCUGUGAAUUUUGAGUCGUUCCCUCUAAAACAGGUUGCCCGGGAAAGUGGCCCACCCCAUAUGAAGAGCUUUGUGACCAAGGUGUCGGUUGGGGGGUUCAUAGGGGAAGGUGAAGGGAAGAGCAAGAAGAUUUCAAAGAAGAAUGCUGCUAUAGCUGUUCUUGAGGAGCUGAAGAAGUUACCUCCCCUGCCAGCAGUUGAGCGAGUGAAACCCAGGAUCAAAAAGAAAACAAAACCCUCCAUAGUCAAGUUACAGACAAGCCCAGAAUAUGGCCAGGGGAUGAACCCCAUUAGCCGACUGGCCCAGAUCCAGCAAGCGAAAAAGGAGAAGGAGCCGGAGUACGUGCUUCUCACAGAGCGAGGCCUCCCUCGCCGCAGGGAGUUUGUGAUGCAGGUGAAGGUUGGAAACCACACUGCAGAAGGAACGGGCACCAAUAAGAAAGUGGCCAAACGCAAUGCAGCCGAGAAUAUGCUGGAGAUCCUUGGUUUUAAAGUUCCACAGGCUCAGCCCACCAAACCAGCACUCAAAUCAGAGGAGAAGACACCAAUAAAGAAACCAGGAGAUGGAAGAAAAGUAACCUUUUUUGAACCUGGCUCUGGGGAUGAAAAUGGAACUAGUAAUAAAGAGGAUGAGUUUAGGAUGCCUUAUCUUAGUCAUCAGCAGUUGCCUGCUGGAAUUCUUCCCAUGGUGCCUGAGGUUGCCCAGGCUGUAGGAGUCAGCCAAGGACAUCACACCAAAGAUUUUGCCAGGGCAGCUCCGAAUCCUGCUAAGGCCACAGUAACUGCCAUGAUAGCCCGUGAAUUGUUGUAUGGGGGCACCUCGCCCACAGCCGAGACCAUUUUAAAGAAUAGCAUCUCUUCAGGCCAUGUACCCCACGGACCUCUCACGAGACCCUCUGAGCAAUUGGACUAUCUUUCCAGAGUCCAGGGAUUCCAGGUUGAAUACAAAGACUUCCCCAAAAACAACAAGAAUGAGUUUGUAUCUCUUAUCAAUUGCUCCUCUCAGCCGCCUCUCAUCAGCCAUGGCAUUGGGAAGGAUGUGGAGUCCUGCCAUGAUAUGGCUGCACUGAACAUUUUAAAGUUGCUGUCUGAGUUGGACCAACAAAGUACAGAGAUGCCAAGAACAGGAAACGGACCAAUGUCUGUGUGUGGGAGGUGCUGAACCUUUUCUGGCCAUGAACCAUUAUAAAUUCCCAACAUAUAUACUGAAAACAUUGAAACUGCUUUGAAAAUUUGGAAUUUCUGAUACCUCCAGUGGGCUGAGAGACACAGUGGAUGAUGAACUGGAGAAAACAGUGGUGAUGCAGAUGGGAACACAGGAGGCGGCUGUGGCUGGGUUUGAAUGUGUUGGUGGUUUUUUAUGAUGGGACCCGAGGAGAGAGUGCCAGCGGGGAACUAGCAGUCUCCACGCAGAACAGCCUGCGGGGAAGGAGCUGCUGAGCAAGGUGGGGCCACCAGUCUCCUGCCUGCUUCCCAGCAAGUCCACGCCCCAGUGCACCUCAUUGCUUGGUCUUUUGUUGUUGUUUUUGGCUGUGUGAAAGAAGAAACAGAAAACAGAAAGCAUGACCCUCUUCUCAAACUGGCUAACUUAACACUUUGGGAUAAACACUGGACAACCACACCAGAAAGAGGCCUUAGACUGGCCCCAAACCUGAAAGCACCAGAGAAAAUCAAAUGCUUCCUACUCAGUGUAACCUGACCUUUCUAGAGUGCUACGCCCCCACCACCCCAAGUACCCACACCAUAACCACUGCUUUCUCUUCCAACAGUGACACGUAUUCUUAGUUCCAUUAUUUUCUUUUGAUUGAAAUGACACUAUAUAAAAUUUUUAUUUGAAAGUUUCUCAAUUGUAUCUAGGUACAUAGCACAGUUUAGAAACUUAUUUGAGGCUGACGUUACCAGUAAUCUAACCGGCAAAGAUCAUAUCCAUGUGUAUGUGGUUAUACAUUUUUAUUUUAUUGGACUAACCCAGGAACAUUUCAGUGAUGCAAUUUGUGGGCUCUCUGGUUUAGCAGAAACAGUCUUGGACUUCUCAGAUGAAGUCUCCCAUAGUUGUAUAAAUUGACAAUUUUGGAAUUUUAAACUUUAAAUGAUCAUUUGGUUCCUUUUCUAUUUUAUUUUUAUUUUGGUUAAUGCAACAGGAUUUAAACAAGUGAACUUUGAUUUUAUUUUAAAGAUUAUUAAAAAAAUUGUGUGUAUAUGCAUAUGGCUCUUCAGGAUAUGUAGCUUUCAUUACACUACAGGAUAUGAUCUCCAUGUAGUAGACAUAAAAUUGCAGAUUGAUUUUCCUUGAGUGCUUUAUACUGUUAAUUACAUCUCCAUGUAGGGCUGAAAACAAUGACCUAUGUUUAUCUAUAAAACUGUGUUGCUUUUGAUGCUGUGUGCACACAGAAUUGUGUGCAGUAGGGGUCUGCAUAUGGUCCACGUAAAAAGCACGGUAGCCUUGCAAGUUAAGUACUGCUUUGAUUCAUUGUUUACGCUGGAAACUUUUUCUCCCCAUGGAAUGUAAGUAAAACUUAGUGUUUGUCACCAAUAAAUGGUAAUACUAAAUUUUUUUUUUGUUAAUUUAUUCUUAAAUGCCACUACUGCUAGAUUGCUCCCCUCCCAACUGAAACCACCUCUUUUUUUAUUUUUAAGAAAAAAAAAUUUGUAAUGCUUAUGAUUCCAUCUGGGAAAAAAUCUGAAGAUCUGAAGUAACUUUAUAUCAAACUAUUGAUCAAUAAACAGCUACUAAUGAA
Messenger RNA from Choloepus didactylus (southern two-toed sloth), 5408 nucleotides. RefSeq names its product staufen double-stranded RNA binding protein 1 (gene STAU1). The transcript is spliced from 16 exons. The coding region runs from base 1712 to 3832 and encodes 706 amino acids. The record is from RefSeq and is a predicted model, not a curated record. Lineage: Eukaryota; Metazoa; Chordata; Mammalia; Pilosa; Megalonychidae.